AUGGAAGGUGACAUGUAUGAAAAUCUGUUAGAAGUCGACGAAGGCAAAACCGAGUCUUUGUCAUCUGCGUGGGAUAAGAUAUGGAGUGAGACCAAGCAAAUGUGGAUUGUUGCUGGUCCAGCUAUCUUAGUACCCUUUUCAACAUUUGGAAUAAUUGUAAUCAGCCAAGCUUUUAUUGGCCAAAUAGAUUCCACAGAGCUUGCUGCUUAUUCCCUCGUCUACACCGUCAUCUUCAGAUUUGUCCUUGGCCUGCAGUUUGGCAUGGUUACCGGGGUGGGGACGCUGUGUGGGCAAGCGUUUGGCGCCAAACUGUAUCAUAAGCUAGGCGUAUAUCUCCAGCAGUCGUGCAUUAUAUCGCUAGGUGUCACAGCCCUGAUGACACCGCUGUUCGUAUUUGCUGCUCCAAUUCUGAAGGCAUUAGGCCAGGAUCAUAACAUUGCAGAUAUGGCAGGAAAGUAUUCUCCUUGGUUCGUGGCUGUUGCGUUUUUAUACGCUGUGAUGUACAGCUGCAACGCGUUCCUUCAGUCGCAGAGCAAGAACUUUGUUGUCUCGUUCUAUGCAGUGCUAUCGCUGGUAGUGCACGUCUUCCUCUCUUGGCUUCUGUCUGUGAAGUUGAGGUACGGUGUUAUUGGUGUUAUGGUGUCUACUGUUAUGGCGUUUCUUAUUCCGAAUAUAGGCCAGAUUGUGUACAUCAUGCGCGGGGGUUGCCAAGAAACGUGGAGAGGCUUCACAGCCUCAGCGUUCAAGGAUCUUGGACGGACAACCAGGCUUGCGAUAUCAUCUGGUGUGAUGAUCUGCCUUGAAUUCUGUUACAGCACGAUACUAAUUCCUCUGACCGGAAACAUGGGAAAUGCAGAGGUCACAAUUGAUGCUCUUUCUAUCUGCCUUAACAUCAGCGGAUGGGCUAUGAUGAUAUCGGUCGGUUUUAUGGCAUCAACAAGUGUACGUGUCUCGAACGAGCUGGGAAGGAGGGAUGGUAAGGCGGCAAAGUUGUCGAUUAUGGUGGCAGUUGGGACAUCAUUCUCCAUUGGAUUGGUGGUGUGUGUAUUUUUCGUGGUGUUUAGGGAGAAUGCGGCUUACUUGUUCACCAACAAUGAGGAAGUGGCCAAGGCCGUUGCUCGUCUGUCUCCACUCCUGGUGCUUUUACUGCUCUUGAACAGCGUUCAGCCGGUUCUAUCAGGUUUUGCUAAUGGAACAGGGCAGCAAGGCAUAGUGGCGUAUGUGAAUUUAGCUUCAUAUUACUUGAUUGGAUUACCUUUAGGAAUCCUUCUUGGUUAUGUCUUCAACCUGGAAGUUGAGGGCGUGUGGAUAGGGAUCAUAAGUGGAACGGCUGUUCAAACUGCGAUACUUGUUUUGAUGACUUGCAUGGCCGACUGGAAUAAACAGAUUUCACUAGCUCAGAAACGGAUCAGCCCUCCUUCUGCGGAAGACGAGACUACACACCAUUCCACCAAUCCACACUAACGGAUAACUAUAUCAAAUUGAAUUUUUAAUAAGAACAUUUAUUUCGUUUAAAUUAAAUUGAAUGUUUGUGUAAAUAUCUAUUUAAAUUAUGUUGAGUAAACUUCACGAUCUCCCGAAUUUACCGGAUCUUGCCCAAAACCAUGUAAAUUUGUAUUACUCCGUAUACUAUUUCGAGUAGAUGCAAAUGGAUAGUUUUAUGUUUU
Messenger RNA from Salvia hispanica, 1667 nucleotides. NCBI's taxonomy places the organism in Eukaryota, Viridiplantae, Streptophyta, Magnoliopsida, Lamiales, Lamiaceae. The record is from RefSeq and is a predicted model, not a curated record.